CGCCGGGACCGGGACCCAGAGCGAGCUCGAGAUGCCAGGACGGGCUGCUGAGGAGAAAGGCUCGGGGACGGGGCUCGGGACUGAGGGAACAUCGCGGUGUUCCGUGAGGGGGAGAUUGACCCUGAGCGGGUUCUGUGACCGCCGGACCCGAGUGGGGCUCCCCGCGGAGAGAAUCGGGCACGGGAGGGUCGGUGCCGUGCACUUUGGACGUGAGCCUUUCCUACCAAUAAUUCACACAUUUCUGUAUUUUCUGCGUGAGGAGUGACUCGGUCUCCUAGUGACAGCCGGCCUGGCCCGACGCGGGCUGGCGGCAGCGCUGGAAUCAGGCCGGGAAUGGCAAUGAGCUCGUACCUGCCUGCAGAACGCGCUACAGGCACGGGCAGCCAUCCAAGAAAUGCUGGCUUAAAUUCCGAGUGAAUAAGGAUGUCAAUUGUCACGGUGCAGCUUGGGCAGUGUGGGAACCAGAUUGGGCACGAGCUGUUCAGUGCUCUCUGCAGUGACAUCCGUGGCACCCACGGGCUCUGUUCCAAGAAGGAGAAUGAAUCCUACCAGGAUUGCUGCAAGGAACGCUUCUUCAGUGAGGAGGAAUCUGGAGUUCCUGUUGCCCGGGCCGUGCUCGUUGACAUGGAGCCCAAGGUGAUCAGCCAGACCUUAGCCACGGCUGCCAGCUCUGGCCACUGGAAGUACAGCAGCCACUCACACUUCUGCCAGAAGCAGGGAUCUGGGAACAACUGGGCCAACGGUUACUCCGUUCACGGCCCCAGACACAAAGAAGCCAUCAUGGAGCUGGUGCAGAGAGAAGCAGAGAAGUGCGACCGGCUCGGGGGGUUUUUCACAGUCAUGAGCGUGGCCGGGGGCACGGGCUCAGGCCUGGGAGCGUUUGUGACCCAGAGCCUCAGAGAUGCUUUUCCAACCUCCUUCCUGCUCAACCACGUCAUCUGGCCCUAUGGCACUGGGGAGGUCAUUGUUCAAAACUACAACUCUGUUCUGACUCUGUCACAUCUGUACCACUCAGCAGAUGCCCUUCUUGUCCACGAGAACGAUGCCAUCCACAAGAUCUGUGCCCAGCUGAUGAACAUCAAACAGAUUUCCUUCAGGGAUGUCAACCAAGUCAUUGCUCACCAGCUGGGCAGCGUCUUCCAGCCCACUCACACUGCAGGAGGGGGCCCAGGCUACAGCAGGAACCCCUUAGGAGAUCUGCUGGAGCCGCUGGUGCCCCAUCCCGAGUUCAGGAUGCUGGGGCUGCGCAACGUCCCCCAGAUGCCCGAGAGCUCCCUGCCCUACAGCGCCUUCAGCUGGCCCGGCCUCCUCAAACACCUCAGGCAGAUCCUCAUUGCUAAUGCUCACAUGGAGGAGGGUAUUGAUUGGCAGGUACGACCCCCACAGCCAGGCUCCUCCACCUCCACAAACAAACCCCUGCACUUCAACACUUCCAUUGCCAACCUGGUUAUCCUGAGAGGAAAAGAUGUGCACAGCGUGGAUGUGGGAAGUUUCCAAGAUCCCUCCUUGUACACGUCGUGGCUAAACCCUCAGGAUGCUUUUAAUGCAUGGAAAACACCCAGAGCAUUUAACAAGUAUGAGAAGUCUGCUGCUCUGGUCAGCAACAGCCAGUUCCUGCUGAAACCUCUUGACAGAAUCGUAGCAAAAGCUUGGAAUAUGUUUGCUUCCAAAGCUUACCUUCACCAGUACACCAAGUUUGGAAUCCAAGAGGAAGAUUUCCUGGACUGCUUCACAACCCUGGAACAAGUUAUCUCCAGUUACACCAAUCUGUGAUUGAUUUCUUUGUUAAAAUGGCCUGAAAUAGAGAUUUUCCACACUGGAAAUCCUUCCAUCAACUCCCUGAAGUAUGUAAAUUAUUGUACUGGAGUUAUUUCUCAGUCUUUAGGAGCAGAGUGUCUGGGUGUGUUUGAAUAGCAAGAACUAAAUCUGAACUGAAUAUAUUCAUAUUUUCAUGUUAUUCUUAUUUAAUAUAUCUAAUAAAUAACUAUUUUUCAAUACAUUUGCUGUAUCCUUUUCUGACAUUUCACUAAGCAAAACUACAACUCCUGUUUUUCUCCAAAUUAUAAGUUAAUUAACUUGUUAAUUAUUUAAACAUAUAUGCAAUGAGGAUGGGUGGUAGACUGCAGAUGUAAGAACUUAUCAUUUGAUAUAAUAAGUACAAUACAUUUUAUAAUUUCCUAUAAUUAAGUCAAUUUAAGGACUUGGCUCUUUUUUGCACGAAUUUUACCACGACCACAAGGUGGUGCCCUGGGCAGCUGAAGCUCCCUCCUGGCAGGAGGAGGGAUUGAAGGACUUGGGAAAGCUCCCACUAAAUUAAAAUAAAAUAAAAGAGUACAGUAAAAUUAAAGAUGACCUUGUGACACUGAGCUCUCUUCUGCCACCUUUAGCUUUUCAUUACUGGCAGGGAGAGCUUUGGGAAUUCUUGCAUUCCCCCCCUAUGUCACACUGUUCUCCCACAGAAAUAAUCCCACAGGCCAAAAAUUAAGAGUUAAAUCAGUGUCAAGGACAAAUUUCACAGUGCUCCCUUAGGUUUUAGUGCAUUUCAUUCAAAAGGUGGCAGCUCAGAGCUGGGGCUGCUCUGCUCAGAAGGGAUUUUCUGCUGUGUCUCUGCCACUUUGAACCAUUGUCCAAUUUGGGUAUUUUCACAGCAAAAGCUGCAGGAAGGAUUGCACAAGGAGUUCAGACAAACAGCACAGGCACUUCCAGGAACAAAGGGUCAGGAAAGGAGACCACGGUGAGCUUCUCCCUCCUCCAACAGGCACAGCAUGUUCAGCAACACAGAAAUAAAUCCCCCGGUGUUCUCAACAGAUCCCAAACAGAACUUCCAGUGUCAGGAAUGAGAAUAGGAAACUCCAUGGAAAAAUGGCCAUGUCCCAGGAGUUCUUUUCCUUCUCACUUCACCAGGUAAAAGAGUUUUUCAAAAGGCUAAGGACAGGUAAGAAAAAACAAGGAAGAGAGCAAUGGGUCAUUGCAGUGCUGGAGCAAUAACUGACUUUAUUGCAGAAAUAACCUCGUGUUAUCUCUCUGUAUUCAAUUGUGAGAAAAUGAAGCAAACACAGCAGGUGCUUAGUGCACCUAUGAAUGAUACAGACCCAUAAUUAUUAUUUAUUUAUGGCACUUCAGGCUAAUGGAGCAGGAUAUUUGGUCUUUUUUGUUUGUUUGAUGGCAGAAUUUGUGCCACGUCAGGAAACACAGCACAAAGGUAAGAAGUCUAACCCCAAAGCAAAAAUUAGAAUUUUAGCUGUUAUAAUCCCUUCCUGCUCUGGAGCAGGGGCUGACAGGAAUUGUUUUAGGCAUCUCUGAGCUUCUUCCUGUGAAUGUUUUUCAGUCCUGAAAUUCUCACACCCUUUCCCAAACUGAGCCUUCAUUUUUUUGAUCUAUGAUGGGAUUCCUUUAUUUUUUCCCCAGGAUGUGGAGAGGGUCAAAGCAACAGGAAGUGAACAGCCAUUAUCAAAUAGUCAUCACCUCCAAUUACAUUAAAAUGUGGAGGAGUAAUUCUCUAUGAAAUCGAUAAAAUUAAUUAUGUAAAUAGAGCCUGGAGGAAGGGUUUCAUUUCAUUAACAAUUGCAAUUAAAGAGGUAGAUCAAGGGUCAGCACAAGCCAAUGGCUCAGGGACAGGAACAGCAGAAUGAGUGGCCUUGACCUUGCCUGUUGUAGGCAGAGUCCCCACAGGAUGUCCCCAAGCCCAGAACAAUGCUCCAAAUCUCACCAUUGUUUGUUGGAAUGGACAGGUGCAGCUCAACAACUCCAACUACAGCAGACAUUUCAUGAGUAGGAGAAUAUUUACUUGACCACAAAAAAAACCCAAAACAAACCCUACCCCCCCAAAAAACUCACAAAGCAAAAUAAAUAAACCCACCAACAUAAAAAAUAACCUGUAAUAACCUAAAAUGUUUUAAACACAGUGAGUGUUUGGCUAUGUAGUUACAGAUACAAUUUAUUUAUUUGGGCAUAAAUAGAUAGUGGUGUUUUUAAGGCUGGACUGAGCACAGGAAGGAUGGAAAUAUGUAACAGAAAAAAUCUGUGGUUCCCACAACAACCAUGAUUUAAUACAUGAAAAGAGGAAAUUAUAUUCAAAUUACCAGUUCAAACACUACUGAGAAACACUAAGGUACAAAAGGGCUUUGAAUUAAUAAUUCAUUUCUUUCUGCCUUUGCUAAUAAAUUUAGUAUGGAUAAAUAUUAUUAAAUGAGAGCCCAAACAUCCAGAAGGAAGCAGGACUGAGUGUACUUGAGAGAAAUCUGCUUUUUGCUGGACACCACUUUAAAACCUGCACGAGAGGAAUCAGGAAAGUGAUUCACGGGUCCGAUAUAGCACAAAAAAACUUCCAAAAGGAACUGAGCUGCUGCCCUCCCUCAAGGGCAGCGCAGACAGAGCUUUUCCGAGGCAGCGAAUUCCCCCGGAGCUUCCUGCUCCAGCCUCUGCCCACGCUGCAGAGGCACAGCCCGGACACUCCGCGGCUUUGAAGGGCCUGGAAAUGGAGCUGAUAAUCCUGAGCCUGAUCCACGGAGCCUUUCCGGCUCUUUCAGCCCAGCCGGGGCUCACAAUGGUCCCUCCCGCGCCCGCAUUGUGCGAAUCCCGUCCCGCAGGCAGAGCCGCUUCCCCUGCCCGCCCGGGGCAGGGCUCGGCCCCGUUAACCCUUCCCAGGAGUGCAACAAAUUCCUGCAGCCACAGGGAACGGCUGGAAACGGCCCCGGAGAAGAGAUUGGAGAAGCUGCUUGUUAGGAAAUAAAGGCAAUUUUUAGAGUAAAGGUGCUCCAUGAUAAAGAUCAUGGAAGAAAUGUAAAUUUUGACCCCAUGUUCAUACAAGCCUGAGAGGUAUCAAACCGUGACUCCUGAGAGUCACACUUACCUGUGUGAAUUAGGUGCCAGAAACCUUCUUGUCUUAAAACCAAACUUAAAAAUCCCAAAUGUUACACUAUAAUAGAAUAAUUAGUAAACUCAUGGUGUUUUCUAGGCCAAAAUUCCUAUUUUAAAAGUAAAAGCACUAAGUGGAGAAAUUAAAAUAAGCCACUGGUUAAACAAACAAACAAAAAAAGACAGACAACCAUUGCUUGAGCUUUUGUUUCACUGAUUGUAUGUGAGGACAGACGAGCCCCGUGUUGGAUUUGCACUGAAAUGGGUACAAAAAUGAUUAUUGUACAUAUUUGGUUACAUGGCCAAUGUCAUGUUUAUUUAAGGCUCACAAAAAUCCACUUGAGUUGCCUGAGAGUGGUGUAGCUGUGGGCAGAUGGCAGGACUGGAUCUGAACUGGUGCCCAGCAGUGUCCAGGAUGGGCUGGAUCAUUCAGAGCAGAGCCCACGGAGCCAGAUGGAAACGGCCUCAUCCCACAGGCUGAAGGAAUCAAACCCUGCCUGGCCUGGCUGGGGAGAGGAGCUGUGGCUGCUCCUGGAACCUCCUCAGUGAGGGUGGUGAGAGCUGGGCACCAACUCAGAGCUCUGCUUUCCACAUGGCCUGGAACGAUCCUCACUUCCAGGAUCCAUCUUUCCAUGGAAGCGCCUGCUGCUGGCCUGGCCUGUCCUUCUGCCACUUGCAAAGAAAACGCUGGGAAGUUUCCUCCCCACCCACUCUGGGCAACUCCAGCCUGUGUUAGCUGUGUUUGUCAGCAAUUGUGUUUAUGGAGUGAUUCGAAGUUGUGAACCUUUCCUUUAUAGGCUGAAUUUUGGUGAAGGAACCAAAUGCAACUGAUAAAACAGUCAAAAUCAUACAUUUGGCAAUGAAAGACCAAAAAUCCACUUAAAUACUCUGCUCACAAGGAGAAAGCUUCCAUUCCCCCCCAGCUCAGUGUGUCACGGUAUUUUCCUCUUAUCAAGAUUUAGUCAGGCCUCCCCUCAAACCCAGCAUUUGCACACAAAAACCAGACACAAACCUGACGUGUGCUGUGAAAGGAGAGCUCACCCUUCAGAGACACGAGGAAGGAAACCUCAGCACGUGGGGUCCUGUGCAAGCUGAACAAAACUGCAGGAACAGACUUGAACUUGGCCAAAAAUGGCUCCACAUGGAGGGCAGGGAGGGCUCCAAGCCCGAGGGAGGGGACAGCAGUGACAGUUUCAAGCAAGGGCUCUCAGGCUCUGCCAAACAACAUUUCAACCGCUCCUUCUCCACUGAACCGGAUCAGUCACAACUGGAAUGUGUUGGAGAUUGCCUCACUUCCCCCACACACACCUGGCUGCUCUGGGGUUUGCCACACACAGAAGUGGGAGACACACUUUGGACAGAAGUUAAAGGAGGCAACAGAAUUAAAAUCACCACUCGCAGCAGCAAAAUCUUGCUUUGAAAAUGUUUUUGGCAUCCAUAAAUUCCGGCUUCAGGCAUCUUAGAAGUUUCUUCCUUGCUGCUCCCCACCUCGAGCCUUACACAACACCCAGGAAUGCACUGCCGGUGUCACAAGAGGUCAGCUGGGCUGAGGAGAGACCUACAGAUCCAGGAAUCCGAGAAAUGAAAUGUGUUGUUAUGAAAAUAUCCUAAAUAUUAAGAGCUCUCCAGAAAACAGCUGCAGCAAACCAGGCACCGAGAGCGGUGAGGUUUCCGACCAGCCCAGAGAGGUUUUGUGACCAUGGUGAGAUGUUGUAAAUCUGAAUGUGUGUUUUCUCUCUGAGACAAAGAAAUGCUGAGCGCAGGAAAUCUGUGUUUUCCCAUCAAAGGAUGGAAAAAUCCUAAUAAACUUUCUGAGGAAAGCCACAGUCCCUCAAAGGUAUUGAUGUUUUAAUCAGCAGCAGCUCCUGCAAGAGAACUGCCAGGUUCUUUCCUGACACAAGCAGAGGCACCACAAGCUCAUUUCCCGUGGGUUCCAGAAGCUUUGGGAAAUGCGCUGGCUCUCCUAAGGAUUCCUUACAGGCGAUACCGGAGUCACCAGCGGGGUGUGGCUGUUACCAGCGCAGGAACAACACCCCGAGCUGACCCCUCCUCCUCCCCGGGUUCCUCAGGGCCAUGCCCGGGCAGCCCCGGGGAGCUGCUGGAACACCCCAGCAAUGCCCCGGGAGCGACGGCCCUGCAGCACGGGAGGUGCCACAAAGCUCCUCAAACGAGCUCCAGAGAAAGGUGACCUUUGGUUUAACGCUAAUGGAGUCCCCGCUCUUUGACUCGUUCCGGGGAUGAUAAUAAUAAUAAAUUAAUAAAACCUCCUCAGCACAACAAAGGGCAGUGCCAAAGCAAACUAAACCCAGGCUGGGCCCAUCCCACAGGUUCACAUCUACACCUCGACACCACCAGCAGUGAAUGGGCUGAGUGGCCUAAACAGCCUCUUCACUCACAGUAAUCACCUUUUUUGACCAAAAUACCAGGUUUUUUUCCUGAAUUCUUAACACAUUUCAAGCAGUCGCUGAUUGCAGGCCUUUUCCCAUUUUCUGGGAGAUGACAUAGCAGCGGAGAGUUUGUUUGAGCUCCUUCCCCUUGUGUGACAACUGACCCGGGUUAUUCAGCCUCUCCCUCUGCCAGAACAACGUUCUGCUGCCUUUCAUGAAGUGGAUGCAUCAACAAACAAUGAAAUGUGUGAAGAAAUUCAUGCCAGUGCUUCAUGCCCUCCAUUAGGCACUUGAAUUAGCAGUCACAGCGGGCUCAGAGAGCUUUUCAGCAUCGUCCUUCUCAAAAUGACUCUGCAAGAGCGAAUGCAGAUUUUCCCCUCGUGUCUGAACACACCCGAGGUUUCACAGGGACAGGGAUUGCUCCAGUCCCCUCUGCCAGGGAUCAGCACGGACCCCUCACCUGCCCAGCACGAUCCCCUCCACUCCCACACUCCAGCAGCUGCUGCAGUCUGGAGAGAGCUGGGUGAAGUUCUUGCUGUUUUCUUACUGCUGUUUCAUCUUCUCAAAAAAACCCCCAACCAACUCUACAGCAAAAAAGUGCAGAACUUUAAAUCUCACAAGAGUAAUUCUGAUUACCUUAUCUAUAUCUACACUCAGCCUUUUAACUGCUGAUUACAAAGUAUCUUUUAUUUUUCUGUUUUAAAGAAGACGGAUUAUUUUCACCUCCAAAGAACACACCCAACCCCCACAGAAUUUUCUUUUCACCUGCCAUCAGUUUUGUUCACUAAUAUUUAUAUUUCUGCUUGAUAAUCAGGGAAACAUCCAGAGGGUUUUGCCUGCACUUAGCAGUGCCUGCAGCGAGAGGGAGGCUGAUUCUAACAAAUGAAAUAAUGAAGCCCCAAGGCACAGCAGGGAAGGACUUUCUGGAACAGCACCAAGCCACUGUCAAGUGUUAGUGACAAGUGUCCUUUAGCAGGAACAGGCAGCUGGGGGAGUUGUGGGGGAGCUGCUGGAACAGAGACACAGCGUGAGGCUGGCACGGAGGGGAGGAAGCCCAGGACAGGGGGCAGCAGCUUUCCUUCCCCCUCUGAUGGAUGAGCUGGAACUGGGCAGUUUGACCUGACCUGGCUCGCUGUGACCUGAGCUCUGCUGACACCAACAAUUCCAGGCCGCUGGGGCACGGGGUGCUGCCAGCAGAGGGGCACUGCCACCUCCCAGUGCCCUCAGAGAACCAGAGGAGGAGGAGCUGCAGCCCUACAUCACCUUGUUUCACAAAUAAGAGACUAAAAAACAAAAUCUGUCACAUUAAAGUCAUCAGUUGUUCCUACAGGACUGAUAGUUCUGUGUGAUUUUCAGUCAUUCCCAGAAAAAGAAAGCAAGAUACUUUAUUUAGUGUCUAACCACAAGAAACAGGAGUUAGGGAUCCCUAAAAAUAACGAUUUGUGCCAAGAUUGUUACUCUUGCAAGAGCUCCCUUUGGAUUUGUCCUAACACACAGAACUGACUGACUGCUUCCAAUGUGUAAUGAAGAUAUGGGCAACAAUAGGAAACUUUGGGUUAAAGGAACAAAAUCCACGUUUUCAGGUCAAUGCUAAAGGCUGAAUCUUUCUCUGAAGGCACAAAAUGCAACUGCUGAAUUAUCUUCUGUGCUCACACCGGAGAAUGUCUGGGACAGUAAAUGUCACAGUGUUACCAAGAGAGUUCAAUACGGAGAAUGGAAACAAUCCAGCUGAAAUAAACACUGGGAAACGUUAUUUCUUUGUUUAUUUAAGCAAACAUAAGACUAUCCAUUGCAAAUCUCAUCAGGUUUGUGUCACUUUUGUUUCUGUUAUUAGGGUUUUUUUACCUUUUACCAAGUCUUAUCUCCCAGGCAGAAUGAUCACUUUCUUCUUUAAAUAGUGUUAGAAAGCUUCAAAAUAACAGCAGAGCUAAUUGGAAUGGACACAUGGAAACACAAGAACAAUAUAUAUAUAUAUAUUUCACACUACAUAUAUGUAAACAUACUGAACCAAAAGUGGGAGAAAGCUUUCAGUUUUCCUUCUGGUUUUCCAGCAGGCAAGAGGCAGAAUUUUAAAGCAUUUAGAAAUGUGCAGUUUAUGGGCUCAAGCUUUAGGAAAAAGGGAUUUUUUCUCUUUUAGUUCUUGUUGCAGUGUCCUGAUUCCAACCUGAGGGACCCCAGGGACCCCAGCAUGGUAUCAAUGCUAUCCCCUCCAGAAGGGUGAGAGGUUAAUAAAUACCUGUGUCCCUCAGGUGACAGAUUUGGGGACAAGUGGGGAGAGCAGCCAAGGGCUGUCACUGACAGGGAAACUGAACUCUGAGGAGAUCCCUGACAAAGUGCAGCACUGAGGGGCUGCAGGCUGAAAAGCUGAAGUUCCAAACAGAGCUGUGGGGUUUGGGACUGUACCAGAACAAGUUCUUUGUGACAUUACUGUCAAAGGCCAUACUCAGGCCAAAAAAAUGGUAAGAUUUAGUAAAUACUGUUCACCUUUUAAAACCCCAGGAGCAGCUGAACCAUCUUGGAGCUUUAAACUCCCGAGCUGGGAUUUCAGACACUGAAGUGAAUCUGCUGGAGCAGCCCAUGCAGAUCCUCC
Prinia subflava (tawny-flanked prinia) is the source of this 9834-nucleotide messenger RNA. RefSeq names its product tubulin delta 1 (gene TUBD1). Gene Ontology annotation, molecular function: GTP binding; structural constituent of cytoskeleton. Gene Ontology annotation, biological process: mitotic cell cycle; microtubule cytoskeleton organization. Bases 424 to 1773 code for a protein of 449 amino acids. Gene Ontology annotation, cellular component: cytoplasm; microtubule. The transcript is spliced from 9 exons. NCBI's taxonomy places the organism in Eukaryota, Metazoa, Chordata, Aves, Passeriformes, Cisticolidae. The record is from RefSeq and is a predicted model, not a curated record.